AACAACCCCUCACUACUGGUUCGUUAAUCCCUCGAAGUGUUGGUAUUGACCCUCGUGAUGUUGGUACUCCAGAUAAUUGGGUCCCUCGUCAUCCUGAACUUGUAAGACUAACAGGAAAACAUCCUUUUAACGCGGAGGCACCAUUAUCUCUCUUAAUGGAGCAGGGUUUUAUCACACCAAACGCCUUACACUACGUUAGAAAUCAUGGACCUGUACCUAAGCUUCAGUGGGAAACACAUAAUUUAACUGUUGACGGACUUGUGUCAAAACCGGUAAUUUUGUCAAUGGAUGAUAUAGAAAGUCUUCCUUAUAAGGAAUUUCCAGUGACACUUUGCUGUGCCGGAAAUCGAAGAAAAGAACAAAACAUGAUCAAACAAACUAAAGGAUUUAACUGGGGAGCAGCAGCUACAAGCUGUGCGAUCUGGAAAGGUGUUCCAUUAGGUCAUAUUUUAAAAUUAGCAGGAAUUGUCGAUCACAAAACCGAUAAACCUCGUUACGUAUGCUUUGCUGGUUGUGAUAAAUUACCAAAUGGUUAUUAUGGUACAAGUAUCCCUUUGGAAUGGGCAAUGAAUGAUGCCAACGAUGUCAUCCUAGCCUACGGAAUGAAUGGAGAAAAGUUACCACCUGAUCAUGGUUAUCCAUUACGUGUUAUUAUUCCUGGAUGUAUUGGUGGUCGGAUGGUUAAAUGGCUUUCAAAAAUUACGGUAACUGACAAAGAGUCAGACAGUUAUUAUCAUUAUUAUGAUAAUCGAGUUCUUCCUCCAGAGUAUGAUAUGGAAAAAGCAAAUAAGGAAAAUGUGUGGUAUAAUCCAGAUUAUAUUAUCAACAAACUUAAUAUUAACUCAGCUAUAACUUCACCGGCACACAAUGAACGUAUUUCAUUAUCAAGCUUUGUUAGUACAAAAGAGUAUACAAUUAAAGGAUAUGCAUACACUGGAGGUGGACAAAAAGUUACUCGUGUAGAAAUUUCUUUAGACAAUGGCAACACAUGGCUUCUCGCAAAAUUGACACAACCAGAGCUUGAACAUCCAGAAGUUUUAAAAAGAGGAAUAAACCCUAUUCCACGAUUUUGGUGUUGGAGUUUUUGGUCAAUAUCCGUCCCACUUUAUUCAUUUAUUCGAUGUGAAGAAAUUUCUGUAAGAGCUUGGGAUGCCACUCAUAAUACACAACCUCGAUUACCAACAUGGAAUGUCAUGGGGAUGAUGAAUAAUUGUCAUUUCCGUGUAAAAGUAAACACUGCCAAUCAAGGAAAAGAAUUUUUCUUAGAAUUCAGACAUCCAACUCAGCCCGGUAAUAAUCCCGGCGGUUGGAUGGUUAAGCCCGAACCAAUAAAAAUGGUAAACGCGGCUUCCGAACCAUCAACAUCUGUUGGUCGUUCCUUUACCAUCAAACAAGUGGAAAAACAUAAUACUGAAAAAGAUUGUUGGAUUAUAAUAGAGAAAAAAGUCUAUGAUUGUACCAAAUUCCUAAAAGUACAUCCUGGUGGUCUUGAAGCUAUUCUUAUCAAUGCCGGGAAAGAUGUAACGGAAGAGUUCAAUGCCAUCCAUUCUAAUAAAGCAAGAUCCAGGUUGAGCAAAUUCUAUAUUGGUGAUCUAUCAGACACAUCUCUACCAAAAUUAUAA
Messenger RNA from Cetraspora pellucida, 1622 nucleotides. NCBI's taxonomy places the organism in Eukaryota, Fungi, Glomeromycota, Glomeromycetes, Diversisporales, Gigasporaceae. The record is from the annotation of a GenBank genome assembly.